Coccidioides posadasii C735 delta SOWgp is the source of this 1764-nucleotide messenger RNA. RefSeq lists its product as uncharacterized. The record is from RefSeq and is a predicted model, not a curated record. NCBI's taxonomy places the organism in Eukaryota, Fungi, Ascomycota, Eurotiomycetes, Onygenales, Onygenaceae.
AUGCCCCGUAGCGCCAAGAGGAAGGCGGCCAAUGACGGCAAUACCGCGCAUGCGCCAAAACGCGAAUCCCGUCCCCGUCGAGCUACUGCAUCCUAUAAUGCCAACAAAGCGGAGGCUCCCGCACAGGCUUCAGAGAAGAUGCCCCCCGAUGGAGCUAAAAGGGCCACUCGGAUGCGUCGAGGAAGGCCAUCAAAGAAAUGGAGCGAACCUUUCGUGAUUACAAGUGACAAAUCUCCGCUAGUCGACAUUGACUUGAAGCUGUUCUCUAAUCCCAAGUCUUGGACCUGCCUCGAUGAAGAUGAGAAGAGGGAGAUCCUUUCUCUACUUCCUGCCGGAACCCACCCUAAUCCUGAUGGAAACCCUGAAGACCCAGAGUCUCAGAUAGAGCCAUUACCUUACGAAUUUCUCCGCUACUCGAUCCCGUGGCGCGAUGCGGUGCGCCAAUUUCAGGACGACCUACAAAAUGGCAGAUACGAUCCGGAAUGGCAGCGCCAGGCCCACGAAGCUGUAGAAGAAAGAGCUGCCGGGAAAUUUGACAAAUGGAAGGAAGAGCAAUUCGAGGAGUUCUGGGGUCAGAAGCAAAAGAUCGAUCGCGGGGUGAUUGCCGGAGAAAGUUCAAAGAUCAAGCUCGAAACUCUGGUUGAAAAUGACCUUAUACAGGUUGGUGAUAUUUGGAAAUUUACUAGAGUUGUUCGAAGAGGUAAAGAGAAGAUACUUGUUGAAAAGGAAGUGAAGGUAAUCGGCUCUGAUGGGAAACUCCUUACGUUCGCAAUCCCUUCCGGCCAGCGUCUCCUGCUUUGUGGGGUCACGAAUGACAUUGCAACGAAAACUUCUCCACAUGGAAUUCCAGACUCGCGGACUACUGAAGUUAAACUUGAGCCAACGCAGCCUGCUGUCGAAAGUGCUAUCAUUUCCACCGACAGUAGAGCAGUGCCUACGUCGUCUGAUCCGGGUGAUGCUGCGAGUGCGAAGAGUGGCAAUUCUGGAAAGUGUUUCCAAACGGGAAACCUCAUGUCUACCCUACAGCAAUUUGUUUCUGAGAUGGAAGCGGAUGGCCCCCACGAAAACACCCUAGAUGAGCAGCCUGCGAAAACUAUGGAGGCAGAGAUAGUAACUAAUCCCAAGGAUGUCCACCAUACAAAUGCUAGCGACUUCAGCAUUACAACUCGCAACCAUUUUAUCAAAAUUCUAGAGGAGAUUAGUUCAGAUUCUGAAUCUGAACUUUCGGACUUACACACGGAAUUUGACUAUUCCAACCUUGAUCUCGCAUGGGACACCUUUCGUUUCCAACUUGAUUCAAAGUCCCAAACUGCCGAAAGGGCAAUACCUGACACCCAGGAAAGUGGGAGUUCCAUUGAGCUUAAUACCCACAAGAUUACGGCUGAAAGUGUGCCGGUCGAUCUUCCGAAAGAGACGUCUCCUAUGGGUAAUACUUUGGAAAUUUCGAAAGCUAUCAAGAGUGAUGUUAGUGCUGCUGAUCCUGAGGAAAACCAAAAGGACGGUGAAAGCAAGGCCUUUGAACACAUAACUAAAGCUAGCGAUGGCACUGAGCCCGAGAGCAACGGACAGCCCCAGAUCAGGGACGUCGUGUUCAGAGGUGUCCGAGGUCCCACCAGUUUACACAACAAGAUUCUCGAGAUUGAUGGACGUAUUAAAAACCCGCCUAACGGAAACGCUUGGAAAGAUUUUCGCUGUUACAGAAACAACCAAGAUAUUGGCUCUCUUUGGGAUAUUCGACAAUCUUGGUAUCUUCGGGGUCGCUGA